Molecule: messenger RNA, 2272 nt
Organism: Heteronotia binoei (common prickly gecko)
Lineage: Eukaryota; Metazoa; Chordata; Lepidosauria; Squamata; Gekkonidae
Gene: GDPD5
Product: glycerophosphodiester phosphodiesterase domain containing 5
Exons: 16
Coding region: 62-1861 (599 amino acids)
Biological process (GO): positive regulation of neuron differentiation; lipid metabolic process
Cellular component (GO): plasma membrane
Molecular function (GO): glycerophosphodiester phosphodiesterase activity
Source: RefSeq, a predicted model, not a curated record
AGCGGGCGUCUGAGACCCGAUGGACUUCUGAGCGUUCUCUGGUGACCUCGCUGGGAGGAGCAUGGUUAAACACCAGCCUUUGCAGUACUACGAACCGCAGCUAUGUUUGUCGUGUCUGACCGGAAUUUACGGUUGCCGUUGGAAACGAUACCAGCGGUCACAUGACGACACCACCAAGUGGGAACGCCUCUGGUUCUUAAUCCUCACCUUCACGUUCUUCCUGACGCUCCUGUGGUUUUAUUUCUGGUGGGAAGUUCACAACGACUACAAUGAAAUCAACUGGUUUUUAUAUAAUAGAAUGGGAUAUUGGAGCGACUGGUCCGUUCCAAUACUGGUUACAACAGCUGCUGGUUUCACGUAUAUCACGGCCUUGUUGAUUUUAGCACUAUGUCACAUAGCAGUGGGACAGCAAUUGAACCUACACUGGAUCCACAAGAUUGGGUUGGUAACGACCUUUAUAGCCACUGUCAUCACGAUGUGUUCGAUAGCCCAGCUCUGGGAUGACGAAUGGGACAUGGUCAUCAUAUCGUUGCAGGCCACAGCCCCCUUUCUGCACAUCGGAGCCCUGGUAGCUGUCACCGCUCUGUCGUGGUUGAUAUCCGGGCAGAUUGCGAGAGCGGAAAGAGCCGGUUCCCAGAUGCUGAUGUUCACGGCCUACUUUGCAGUCGUCCUUGGCCUUUACCUCCUUCCUCUCACCAUCUACUCCCCCUGCAUCAUGGAGAAGAAGAAUCUCUCACCCAAGCCCACCAUCAUUGGUCACCGGGGGGCUCCCAUGCUGGCGCCCGAAAACACUUUGAUGUCCUUCCAGAAGGCCCUGGAGCAGGAAAUCUACGGCAUUCAGGCGGACGUGGUGAUCAGUUAUGACGGGGUGCCUUUCCUAAUGCACGAUACGACUCUGCGGAGGACCACCAACGUGGAGGAGGUGUUUCCAGAGCUGGCCUCUGAGCAUUCUUCCAUGUUCAACUGGACGGACCUUGAGAGUCUCAACGCCGGCGAAUGGUUCUUCGAGGAUGACCCCUUCUGGACUGCCGGUUCCCUUUCCGCUUCCGACGCCAAGCAAGCUAGAAACCAGUCCGUUUGCAAGCUGACCGACAUGCUGGAGUCGAUCGGGGACAAUGCCACUGUUCUCUUGAACCUCCAGGACUUGCCCUGGGAACACCCGUUCUACAGCAGUUUCCUCAACAUCACCCUGGAAACCGUUCUGGGUUCCGGCGUUCCACAGCAGGCGGUGAUGUGGCUGCCGGAUGCAGAGCGACGGCUGGUCCAGCAGGUCGCUCCGGGGUUCCAGCAGACCGCCGGCACCAAGGCCGACGCGCAGAAAUUGCGGGACGAAGGCUUCCGGAAACUGAACCUGCGGUACACCAAGGUCACCAGCGAAGAUAUCAGGGAGUACGCAGCCGCUAACCUGAGCGUGAACCUGUACAUUGUGAACGAGCCGUGGCUUUACUCCGUCCUGUGGUGCGCCGGCGUUCAAUCCGUCACCUCGGAUAACUCUCACACUCUUGGCCGGCUGGCUUCUCCCCUCUGGCUAAUGCCCCUGGAUGAGUACUAUCUAAUCUGGAUAACAGCCGAUCUCAUUUCAUUUACCGUAAUUGUAGGCGUUUUUAUAUUCCAGAACUAUCACAUAAUCAGGUGGCGCCUGGGUAGCAUCCGGACGUACAACCCUGAGCAGAUCAUGCUGAGCGCGGCGGUGCGGAGGUCCAGCCGGGAUGUCAACAUCAUGAAAGAGAAACUGAUCUUUUCAGAAAUCAACGACGGAGUGGAGACGACGGACGAGCUGUCACUGUGCUCCGAGAACGGCUACGCCAAUGAAAUCGUGACGCCCAUGGACCACAGAGAGAUGAAGAUGCGUCUCGACUGAAGGGCGGGAAGCCGGCGGUCCUGGGGACGCCCCACUCUUCCUUGGCGCGACAGCUCUUUCAGGAGCAGCUGUGGAUGGGACUCCUCCCCUACCAAACUGUUACCGUGGUGGACUUCCUGAGAGCGGCCUGGUGCCUCUCUGGAAACCGAAGCUCGGCUGGGGUUUUUUUUGGUUUUGUAAAUAGGUCCCUUUUUUGUGGUCCUUUUUUUCUUGCAUAUUUGAGGCGGGGAGUGUACAUAUUCACUCGGAGGAAGCCGACGGUCAGAUAACGCCGUCUUCUGGCUGGGCCAGCCAAUGAUAGAUCGGGACGCAGGGACAAGGCAGCGGGCGAAAGAACCCUCUCGUCUUCUCCGCUCCCCUCCUGGGGGCAGCCGUUGUUAGCUGACCUUAUUUAAAUAUGUAUGUUGUGAA